This is a messenger RNA of Mesitornis unicolor (brown roatelo), 1245 nucleotides long. It is a transcript of the gene SLC6A20, whose product is annotated as solute carrier family 6 (proline IMINO transporter), member 20. The record is from RefSeq and is a predicted model, not a curated record. Gene Ontology annotation, biological process: sodium ion transmembrane transport. Gene Ontology annotation, molecular function: L-proline transmembrane transporter activity. Gene Ontology annotation, cellular component: membrane. Lineage: Eukaryota; Metazoa; Chordata; Aves; Mesitornithiformes; Mesitornithidae. The annotation marks the transcript as partial. The transcript is spliced from 7 exons.
CCACUCUUGUGUAUUCUUUAGACAAGGUGUUUCUCCUCCUCCCUCCAGGUGGUUUAUGUGACAGCCUCUCUGCCCUACUGCGUUCUCAUCAUAUACCUCAUCAGAGGAUUAACGCUUCACGGAGCUCUGAACGGGCUCAUCUACAUGUUCACACCAAAGCUGGAGCAGCUGUCAAACCCCAAGACGUGGAUCAGCGCCGCCACGCAGAUCUUCUUCUCCCUGGGCCUGGGCUUCGGCAGCCUCAUCGCGUUUGCCAGCUACAACGAGUCCAGCAACAACUGUGAGCGGCACGCCAUCAUCGUCUCGCUGAUCAACAGCGCCACGUCCAUCUUCGCCAGCAUUGUGACCUUCUCCAUCUAUGGCUUCAAGGCAACAUUUAACUACGAAAGCUGCAUAAACAAGGUGAUCCUGCUGCUGAUGAACACUUUUGACCUGGAGGAGGGCUCUUUGACAGCAGACAACCUCAGCGAGAUGAAGGACUACCUCAUGGCCACCCACCCACAGGAGUAUGCGCAGUUAUUGCCGCAGCUGAAAAACUGCAGCCUGGAAGCUGAACUAGAUACGGCAGUGCAGGGGACAGGACUGGCAUUUAUAGUCUACUCUGAAGCCAUCAAAAACAUGGAGGUGCCCCAGCUGUACUCAGUGCUUUACUUUGCAAUGCUGCUGAUGCUGGGAAUCGGCAGCAUGCUGGGAAACACGGCUGCCAUCCUCACGCCGCUGACCGACAGCAGGGUCAUUGCUGCCCGUUUCCCCAAGGAGGUGAUCUCAGGUGUUGUGUGUUUCAUUAACUGUGUGAUUGGCCUGAUCUUCACCAUGGAGGCUGGAAAUUACUGGUUCGACAUAUUCAACGACUACGCAGCCACCCUCUCACUGCUGCUCAUCGUGCUGGUAGAAACCAUUGCUGUGUGUUACAUCUACGGGAUAAGAAGAUUUGAGAAAGAUCUUUACACCAUGAUUGGACGCAAGCUAAACUUGUAUUGGAAAAUUAUGUGGGCUUUUGCUAGUCCUCUGCUAAUCAUAAGCCUAUUUAUAUUUUACAUCACUGACUACAUCCUCACAGGAACACUGCAAUACCAAGCAUGGGAUGCCACACAGGGACAGCUGGUGACAAAGGACUACCCAAGCUACGCCCUGGCAGUGAUCGGGCUGCUGGUGGCCUCGUCUACCAUGUGCAUACCCCUGGGGGCACUGCUCACUUUUGUACGGAAGAGACUGAAGAGGGCAAGAGUUUCAACUGUUGCAUGA